CACUAGAUUUUUGGUACUUUUAACAGAUCCUUUUCGGUUUUGCGUUGCGCGAAGUGAUCUGAACUUAUCAAAGUUUGUAAGGUAAUACAUAAAGUGAAAAAGAAUUAAUUUGCUCUUGAAAGGCAGGCCAAAUUAAAAAAAAAAUAUCAAUAUGUCUGACGACUGGGAUGAUGAGCCCAUUGUUGAUACUCGCGGCGCCCGCGGUGGAGAUUGGAGCGAUGAUGAGGACACGGCCAAGAGCUUCAGCGGCGAAGCUGAAGGCGAUGGUGUUGGAGGGAGCGGUGGUGAAGGCGGCGGCUACCAAGGAGGAAAUCGAGAUGUGUUCGGAAGGAUCGGCGGAGGCAGAGGAGGAGGAGCUGGAGGUUAUCGAGGAGGAAAUCGAGAUGGAGGGGGCUUCCACGGUGGACGUCGCGAGGGAGAAAGGGACUUCCGCGGUGGAGAAGGCGGCUUCCGCGGUGGACAAGGCGGCUCCCGCGGUGGACAAGGCGGCUCCCGCGGGGGACAAGGCGGCUUCCGUGGUGGAGAAGGCGGCUUCCGCGGUCGGCUGUACGAAAACGAGGAUGGUGAUGAACGUCGUGGAAGACUAGAUCGGGAGGAACGCGGCGGUGAACGUCGUGGAAGACUAGAUCGGGAGGAACGCGGCGGUGAACGUGGUGAAAGAGGGGACGGUGGUUUUGCGAGGCGCCGUCGAAAUGAAGAUGAUAUAAAUAAUAAUAAUAAUAUCGUCGAAGAUGUCGAAAGGAAGCGAGAGUUUUAUAUUCCUCCCGAGCCGUCCAACGAUGCAAUUGAGAUAUUCAGCAGUGGCAUAGCUUCCGGGAUUCAUUUUUCGAAAUACAACAACAUACCGGUUAAGGUGACCGGCAGCGAUGUUCCACAACCUAUACAACAUUUUACGAGCGCUGAUUUGAGAGAUAUUAUUAUAGACAAUGUAAACAAAUCUGGAUACAAAAUACCGACACCAAUUCAAAAGUGUUCCAUACCAGUAAUAUCCUCUGGUCGAGACCUAAUGGCGUGUGCCCAGACGGGUUCUGGAAAAACGGCAGCUUUUUUGUUGCCCAUUUUGAGCAAGUUGUUGGAGGAUCCCCAUGAACUGGAGCUUGGAAGACCCCAGGUAGUGAUUGUAUCCCCAACAAGGGAGCUGGCAAUUCAGAUCUUUAACGAGGCGAGGAAGUUUGCUUUCGAGUCAUAUCUAAAGAUCGGUAUUGUUUACGGAGGCACCUCGUUCAGACAUCAAAACGAGUGCAUUACCAGAGGCUGCCAUGUAGUGAUCGCCACUCCGGGACGACUUCUGGAUUUCGUGGAUCGGACCUUUAUCACGUUUGAAGACACUCGAUUCGUUGUGCUGGAUGAGGCCGAUCGCAUGCUAGAUAUGGGUUUCUCAGAAGACAUGCGAAGAAUCAUGACGCAUGUAACUAUGCGUCCAGAACAUCAGACAUUGAUGUUUUCCGCCACGUUUCCAGAAGAAAUCCAAAGAAUGGCCGGCGAAUUCCUUAAAAAUUACGUUUUCGUCGCCAUUGGCAUUGUAGGCGGAGCUUGCUCUGAUGUGAAGCAGACCAUAUACGAAGUUAAUAAGUACGCCAAGCGAUCCAAGCUAAUAGAAAUCCUUUCCGAGCAAGCAGAUGGCACCAUUGUGUUUGUGGAGACAAAGCGUGGCGCCGACUUUUUAGCUUCCUUCCUGUCAGAAAAGGAGUUUCCGACGACCUCCAUUCAUGGCGAUCGUCUCCAGAGUCAACGCGAGCAGGCCUUGCGUGAUUUCAAGAACGGCUCUAUGAAGGUUCUCAUAGCCACUUCAGUGGCUUCUCGUGGAUUAGACAUUAAAAACAUCAAGCAUGUGAUCAACUAUGACAUGCCCAGCAAGAUCGAUGACUACGUACAUCGCAUUGGACGUACAGGUCGUGUAGGCAAUAAUGGACGAGCCACAAGCUUCUUUGACCCUGAAAAGGAUCGAGCUAUUGCUGCGGACUUGGUAAAAAUCUUGGAGGGAUCUGGCCAGACUGUUCCGGACUUUCUACGCACCUGUGGUGCCGGCGGUGAUGGGGGUUACUCCAAUCAAAAUUUCGGUGGGGUGGAUGUGCGUGGCAGGGGAAAUUACGUCGGCGAUGCCACCAAUGUCGAGGAAGAAGAGCAAUGGGAUUGAAAUGUAUGGACAUAGAUUUCAAAUAAUUAAAUGUAAUGCAGUAAUUGAUGUAAUUAGUUAAAUAAGUUAGAUAUUAAUAACAUAUUAAUUAUAUGUAUUAUAACGCAUAUAAUAAUAAAAUGCAUAUUUAGGAUAUGCAAGCCAUUCG
Messenger RNA from Drosophila melanogaster (fruit fly), 2285 nucleotides. It is a transcript of the gene vas, whose product is annotated as vasa. Bases 152 to 2137 code for a protein of 661 amino acids. Lineage: Eukaryota; Metazoa; Arthropoda; Insecta; Diptera; Drosophilidae. The record is from RefSeq and is marked reviewed. Gene Ontology annotation, biological process: regulatory ncRNA-mediated gene silencing. The transcript has 8 exons. Gene Ontology annotation, molecular function: ATP binding; nucleotide binding; hydrolase activity. Gene Ontology annotation, cellular component: perinuclear region of cytoplasm; cytoplasm; cytoplasmic ribonucleoprotein granule.